Molecule: messenger RNA, 1054 nt
Organism: Eurytemora carolleeae
Lineage: Eukaryota; Metazoa; Arthropoda; Copepoda; Calanoida; Temoridae
Product: leptin receptor gene-related protein
Exons: 6
Coding region: 70-510 (146 amino acids)
Biological process (GO): late endosome to vacuole transport via multivesicular body sorting pathway
Cellular component (GO): endosome
Source: RefSeq, a predicted model, not a curated record
CAGCUGUAUUACCGGUGAGCAGAAAGCUUCCCUUUAUCAAAGGAAAGCAUAUUCAACAUUGUUUACAAAAUGGCGGGGGUUAAAGCUCUGGUAGCGCUGGCUUUCAGUGGAUCUGUUGGUCUUCUUUUUCUCUUUCUUUCCUGCGCUCUACCUCAGUUCAAUAACUGGUAUCCCUUCACUGUAGUUGUAUUCUAUCUUCUGUCUCCUAUACCAAGUAUAAUAGCGAGUAGAUAUACUGAUGCAUCAGGAGAGAACGGUCAGUGCCGAGAGCUUGCUUGGUUCCUUACCACAGGAAUAGUUAUCUCUGCGUUUGCUCUACCAAUCGUUCUCACCCGGGCACCGGUCACAGCAAUCCCACCAAACUCUACUGUAACGGAUGUUGAAGGAAUUAUCUCUGGCGGAGCAUGUGGACUAGUGCUGACCGCAAACGCUGUCAUGUUUCUGACAAUUCUCGGCUUCUUUCUUGCCUUCGACAACGAUGAUCACAGAUACUCAGUCUGGUCAACUUGAGUUUUAAGAGUUCUACUUGUAAAUCAAUCUGAGUUUUCUUUCUAUAAAAAACUCUGAAAACACGUGUUCUUAAUUUAGUUAGAAACAAUCUGCUACAUCACGUAUUUUCAGAGUUAUACCUUAUCCGAUGAAGAUAAAUUUUAAUCUUAUCUUAACAAAAAAUUAAGAUCGCGAUUUACAAAAAAACUUUUUAAUCGCAUUUUUUCCCUCAAUACUGAUGUUUUCAGUUAUUUAAUGGUUGUAAUAUUUUUUUUUCUGUCCCUCGGUAUAUUUUUGUUAAAAAUUGUCUAUUUUUGUCACAAACAUUUGCGAUUAUAAACCCUAAUUUUUUCUCGUAAUUGCGAGCAUUGAGUGCUGUGAUACCCUCUCAAAGAAACAUUAGUCUGAGCCUCAAUUGUCAAAUUUUUCUCAAGAUGUCUUGUGAAAAAAUAUCGCGCUCAGAAGUUUCUAUAGAUAUUUAAUAAUUGAUUUAAGAAAGUAAUAUUUUAUCUCCUGUAUUUAGCUCUGUAUGGAUCUUGUAAUAAAAUAAAUGUCCGAAUGAAAA